Molecule: messenger RNA, 2372 nt
Organism: Nylanderia fulva
Lineage: Eukaryota; Metazoa; Arthropoda; Insecta; Hymenoptera; Formicidae
Product: carnitine O-acetyltransferase-like
Biological process (GO): carnitine metabolic process, CoA-linked
Cellular component (GO): peroxisome
Molecular function (GO): carnitine O-acetyltransferase activity
Source: RefSeq, a predicted model, not a curated record
CAACCGGUUUUCUUUCUCUUACAUUUUCAAUCUGUCGAUAUCAUGAUUUGAAAUGCAUAAUAUAGCGCUUUUUAUCAAACGUGACUGGAGAAAUCUUGUAUACAUACGUGUAUUCUUACACACAAAAGAUAAGACGUACAUAUGACAUUUCUGCUUCUGCUUUCUAGAUUUAAUUGGUUUUUUAACGACUUUGUGCAUUAAUUAUUGCGUCGUUUGCUAAAGCAGAAAGGAAUUUUACUUUUUAUCAUAUGGAUGCUAUUACAGUGGGAUCAGCCUCAAGUUUUUUAGAGAAACCAACUAUGUACAAAGUAUUAUCUAACGUGUCAAAGUAUACAGUCUACAAUGAACUGCGUAGAACACCAUCAAGUUCUCGUGGACCAUCUAUAACAACCUUAAAUCUAAAUAAGCAACUACUUCCCAAACAACCUGUUCCUGAUCUCAAGCAAACUGCAGAGCGUUAUUUGAGGUCUUUGAAGCCAUUGUUGACCAAUGAAGAACAUAAAAAUACAGAGAGAAUUGUAAAUGAAUUUAUAAGCAACACUGGUGUAGGACCUCAAUUACAUGCUAAAUUAUUGGAGAAAUAUCAAAGCACUGAUAAUUGGAUGAAAGAUUGGUGGUUGCAAGUUGCAUACUUGGGAUAUCGUGCUCCUGUUAUUGUACAUUCUAGUCCUGGAACUGUUGGACCACCAGUUACUUUCAACAGACCGGAUGAUAUAUAUCUAUUUGCAGCACGUCUCGUUGCUGCAGUUUGUAAUUACAAUGAAAUGGUCAAGAGUGGAAAGAUGAAACAAGAAAUGGUUCGCAAUGAUCCACUUGACAUGCAGCCUUACGGCAUGAUACUUGGCACACAUAGGCAACCCAACAAAAAUAUUGAUAAACUGUUGCAUACAGAUGAGUCCAAACACAUAAUAAUCAUAAGUAAUAAUCAUUUUUUUAAACUUUGCAUUGUCGACGAAAAUGGCAUUUUAAGUGAGGGUAAACUCGUGACUGCUAUAAAAGAUAUUGCAGAUCGCUCAUGUAUGCCAGGGAAGCCUGUAGGAAUUUUAACUGGAAACGACAGAGAUACUUGGGCAAAGGACCAUAGCUUACUUAUAGAAUUGGGUAAUAACAGAAGUAUAAUCAAGGAUAUAGAAACAUCCUUAUUUAUACUGUGCCUGGACAAAAAUAUACCUAAAGAUGCUUUUAAGGAAAAAAAUAAUGCUUCAGUUAGAGCAGUUCAGGCUUUGACAGGCUUCAACAGCUGUUUAAAUGCAGGCAAUAGGUGGCAUGAUAAAACUGUACAGUAUAUAGUAUCCGCGGAUGGUUACAUUGGUAUGGAAUAUGAACAUUGCCCAUGUGAGGGUGUUCCAGUUGCUGUUCUUCACGAUUAUUUUUCAUUUAUUUUCAGAGCGGUAAGAGAAAGUAGCGCAAAGUGUGAAGAUUCUAAAUAUGUCUCUAGAGCAGAGCUCUUAAAAUUUGAAACUAAUGAUGUUAUAGAGAAUGCAAUCGAGAAAGCUACUGAUUCAGUAGACAAACUUUCAGAGGACAUAGACAUGGAAUGUUUUACAUUCGAUAAGUUCGGUGCGGACGCGAUAAAAGCAAUUAAACUGAGUCCCGACAGUUUUAUCCAGAUCGCAAUGCAAGUAACUUUCUACAACUUGCAAAGAAAACCGCCAGCGCAUUACGAAAGCGCGGCAUUACGAAGAUUUAUUAAUGCCAGAACCGAGUGCAUCAGAUCCACUAGCACCGAGUCUGUCGAAUUUGCAGAAAUGAUGCUCUACGAUGCUGGUUGCAAAACUAAAGCACAAAAGAAAGAAGCAAUGAUCAGAGCUAUAAAUGCUCAUAAAAAUAUAGCUGGACAAGCUGCGUUAGGCCAAGGUGUCGAUCGACAUUUAUUCGGCUUAAAAAUGAUAGCGCAGAGUGAAGGAAUGGAGCUUCCAGAAUUGUAUAAGGAUAUUGGUUAUACCAAAAGUACAUAUUUCAAUUUAACAUCGAGUCAGGUACCAUAUACUUCAGCCUCUUUCAUGUGCUAUGGACCGGUUGUUCCCGACGGUUAUGGUUGCUGUUACAAUCCACGAGCAAAAGAUAUUCUAUUCGCCUGUUCUUCGUUUAGAGCUUGCGAAAAGACUAACACGAAGGAUUUUGCUCGUGUUUUACAAGAAACAUUGUGCAACAUGCGAGAUAUAGGAAGCGAAUAAUAUUAUAAGAUAUGCAAUUUUACUGCGAUCAAUGUUCAGUCGAGAUUCAUAUUUUUAUAUGCAAAUAUUUGUAUAAGUAUGAGUAAAAUAGAGUACGUUGUAAGUCAAGUAGAUUCGUGUUUUCUACUUUUUUAUGGAAUAAUUUGUAUUACAGACUGAAAAUACUUUGCAGAAUAUCACUCUGAUUGAUCUGGC